This is a messenger RNA of Dichotomopilus funicola, 441 nucleotides long. Its product is annotated as HRDC-like protein. Gene Ontology annotation, molecular function: translation initiation factor binding; nucleotide binding. The transcript has 2 exons. The record is from RefSeq and is a predicted model, not a curated record. Bases 1 to 441 code for a protein of 146 amino acids. Lineage: Eukaryota; Fungi; Ascomycota; Sordariomycetes; Sordariales; Chaetomiaceae. Gene Ontology annotation, cellular component: RNA polymerase II, core complex. Gene Ontology annotation, biological process: transcription initiation at RNA polymerase II promoter.
AUGUCGGAUCAAAACCACGCCCCAACAGCGCGCUCCAAGCCGCCUCCGCCGGGCGAGGAAGAAGCCGGCGCGGUGCUGCGGUUAGGCGAAUUCGAAGGGGUCGACACGUUGACGCUAUCGGAAGCGUCGCUGGUGAUUGACGCGUUGAUGCUGAAGAGGCGGAAGGACCGCAAGGAUCGUAAUGAGACCGACGUGUUGAACAAGACGCUGGAUUACCUGGACGCGUUUGCGCGGUUCAAGGAGAAGGAGAAUGUGGAGGCGGUUGAGAGGUUGUUGAGUGCGAGGAAGGAAUUGACUAAGUUUGAGAGGGCACAUAUAGGCUCUCUCUGCUGCGACAGCGCGGACGAGUGCAAGACGAUGAUCCCUUCACUUGCCGAUAAGAUCAGUGACGAAGACCUCCAGGAGUUGCUCGACGAAAUGGCCAAGCUUAUGACCAACUGA